CCAUGGUAGUCAUGCAGUUUUUCAUGUUUGCCUCCCUUUGUCUCCCGUGUUUGGCCAAUGCCAUGCAUGUAGCCACCUUGUCCACUGCUGAAACCGCCACAACAAGCAGCACUGACCACCAAGCGCUCGUGUCAUUCGGUUCUCUGAUUAAAGGAGAUCCAUUCCAAGCACUGAAUUCAUGGGGAAACCACUCGAUCCCUGUAUGCCAAUGGCGCGGAGUGGCCUGCGGCACGCGUGGCCACCGCCGCGGACGCGUCGUGGCACUGGAUCUUCACGGGCUCAACCUUGUUGGCACCAUUGCCUCUUCCAUAGGUAACCUAACUUACCUCAGGCAUUUUGCCCUUCAAGAGAACAGCUUUUAUGGUGUCAUACCAUCAGAGGUUGGACAUCUCGUACAACUCGAGUAUCUGAACCUUAGCAGGAACUCCAUCGGCGGGGAGAUCCCGCCGACACUGGCCACUUGUGUUCAGCUUCGAGUUAUUGAUCUGAGGCACAACAUGCAUAAAGGCUUGGUGCCCCGGGAGUUGGCAUCCUUGCAUAAUCUUGAGGUAUUGGCUCUUGGGUACAACAACCUUACAGGAAGUAUCCCUGUGGAGAUUGGAAACCUGAAAGGCCUGACCCAUCUUCAUCUGGCGUCAAACAUGCUAGUAGGAGAAAUACCAACAGAGAUUGCAAAUCUUAGAAACUUGACCAAGUUAUAUCUUAGCUUCAAUCGCCUGUCAGGUCCUGUUCCUGCCUUUCUUGGUGGCCUCCAAAAAUUACAGAUUCUGUAUCUAGGGCCGAACCGUUUCUCAGGGCCGAUUCCACCUUCCCUAGGAAACCUCUCAUCUCUACUAGUUCUAGAUGUCCAAAUAAAUGGCCUAACUGGUAGCAUCCCUGAAUCGUUAGGAAAUCUGAAUCUGCUCAACGUCCUUUCUCUCACAUCUAAUAGUCUUACAGGCUCAAUCCCUCAUACUCUUGGAAAACUCAGUUCUCUCGUUGAGUUUUAUCUCAACGGGAAUCAACUCGAGGGUUCUAUACCACCUUCUGUCUAUAAUUUCUCAUCCCUCCAAAUUUUUAGUGUCCAAUACAACAACCUGAGUGGACCCAUUUCAUAUCACUUGGGUAAUAAGUUGCCACAACUCCAGAACCUUAGCAUAGACAAUAAUAGGUUUCAUGGGUCCAUCCCAGAGUCUUUGUGCAAUGCUUCAAUGCUUGAAAUAGUACAACUGAGCAAGAACUUCUUUUCCGGAGUAAUACCAAAAUGUCUUGGAGCUACCAUGAAGAGCUUAUCGGCACUGCUUCUCUCAUAUAACCAGCUAGAGGCAAGGAAUGAUGCCGAUUGGGAUUUCAUUUCUAGCUUGACAAACAGUAGUAUGCUACAGUACCUAGCUCUUGGCCAUAACAAACUACAAGGGGUGCUACCAAAUUCAAUGGCAAACCUUUCCACAAACUUGAGAUAUUUCAGCGUGUCAGGCAACAUGCUACGGGGAAAUAUACCUGAAGGAAUUGGAAAUCUUGUCAACUUGCAACACUUGCAGGUGGAUGGUAAUUUCCUAGAUGGAAAAAUUCCUGAAUCGAUUGGCAAUCUUAGGAUCCUGGUUGAAUUAUACUUGUCAAACAAUGGUUUAUCUGGACCAAUUCCGCCAAUGCUUGGAAAUCUCACAGCAUUAAUUAUACUUGACCUCAGCCAAAAUGUGCUUACUGGCCCCAUACCAUCCAGCCUUGGAAGCUGCCCUCUGGAGACAUUGAGCCUAGCAUUCAAUCAGCUUAUAGGUUCAAUACCAAAAGAGAUUUUCCUCAUAUCGGCACUAUCUGUUUCCAUGGAGCUGCAAGGGAACAUGUUAACUGGGACAUUUCCUCAAGAAGUUAGUAAUCUAGUGAAUCUUGGAUAUCUGAAUGUGUCUGACAACAGGAUAUCUGGCUUAAUUUCUGCCUCUCUAGCUCAGUGCAGAAGUUUGCAGUAUCUCAGUAUGGAAGGUAACCUAUUUCAGGGCCCAAUUCCAGCAUCAAUGUCACAGAUGAAAGGCCUUCUGGUUCUUGAUGUUUCAAGAAACAACUUGUCCGGGGACAUCCCAGUAUUCCUUGGGGACAUGCAGGGGCUCGCUAUCCUGAACAUAUCAUUCAACAAUUUUGAGGGUGAAGUUCCAAAACGUGGAUUAUUUCUGAAUGCAAGUGCAGCUCUGAUUGAAGGGAACUAUGGAUUAUGUGGAGGUAUCCCCCAAUUCAACUUGCAUCCCUGCUCAAAUCAUACAUCCGAGAAGUGGUCUCACAAGCUUGUCGUGUUGAUCUCAGUAGGAAGCGCAGUUCUUUGCAUUAUGUUAGUACUAUUUGCACUAUUUGCACACCGGAAAUUGAGAAGCAAGUUUACAAUGACAAGACGGGUUCCAUCACUCCAUAGCGGACAGCAUAUAAGGGUUACCUAUGUUGAAUUAGUGAGAGCAACAAGUGGUUUUGCUUCUGAGAACCUCAUAGGCACAGGAAGCUUCGGCUCUGUGUACAAAGGAAGAAUGAUGAAUGGAGAUCAGGAAGUGAUUGUCGCUGUGAAGGUGCUCAACCUCGAGCAGCGAGGGGCAUCUCAAAGCUUUGUUGCGGAAUGUGAGACUUUAAGAUGCAUCAGACAUCGAAACCUUGUGAAGAUAUUGACCGUCUGCUCGAGUAUUGAUUCCAGGGGUCUAGACUUCAAAGCUCUCGUAUUUGAGUUCAUGCCGAAUGGAGAUCUUGAUCAAUGGCAACACAGCCGUCUCCUGGAAGAUGGGAGCCAUGGCGUGCUCAGUCUUACCCAAAGGAUAGACAUUGCCAUUGAUGUAGCUUCAGCACUCGAAUACCUUCACCACAAUAAGCCAGUGCCAAUAGUUCAUUGUGAUCUUAAGCCAAGCAAUAUUCUCCUCGAUAAUGACAUGGUUUCCCAUGUGGGUGACUUUGGACUCGCAAGGUUCUUGCAGCAGGAUGAUACUAGCCUCCCAGAAAUAUCAAGUGGUUGGGCUACAAGAAGGGGAACAAUUGGAUAUGCUGCCCCAGAGUACGGCCAAGCAAAUGAAGUCUCGGUCUAUGGUGAUACCUAUAGCUACGGAAUACUGCUGUUAGAGUUGUUCACUGGCAAAAGGCCAACUGAUGGUGAGUUUCUGCAAGAUCUAAACCUACAUAGUUACGUUGAGAUAGCACUCAGAGACAAAGCAGCCAACCUGGUCGAUCUGUGCUUACUAUCUUCACUGGAGGAAGGGACAACCAUGAGGGCUGCAUGCAUCACUUCAAUUCUGCACAUUGGGAUAUUAUGUUCAAAGGAACAGCCAGCUGAUCGCAUGCAGAUUGGGGAUGCUAUGAGAGAGCUACUGGCGAUCAGAGACAAGUAUCACACACACCUAUUGAGUGAAGGUGGGUCCAUCUAACUUGAUGGCCCUCGCUUCAUUGUGAUUACUAUUCAUCAUAGUACAGCAAAACAGAAGGUGGUGCAAGCUUUGUUGCUGCAAUUUACUAGCCAACUAAUAUGCCUAUCUUAUGAAAGGAAUUUCAACAUGAUAUGGUAAUGGUUUGUGAACAAUGGGAGCAGCACAUUGCAAUGUACCUUAGUCAUCGGGUCACCAAAAUUCUAGUUAGAAGGCUCUUCUUUAUGUUAACAUAUUCUCUUUAUAGAAAAGACCACAUCAUGUAUUUUCUCUCUGUUCCUAUCUUGAGGCAAAUUUGCUGUAGUUACUGGAGAAGUAAGAAUAUUGUGUUAUCAUUAAAA
Triticum urartu is the source of this 3706-nucleotide messenger RNA. NCBI's taxonomy places the organism in Eukaryota, Viridiplantae, Streptophyta, Magnoliopsida, Poales, Poaceae. The record is from RefSeq and is a predicted model, not a curated record.